UGUUACCUUAAAAUUUAUUUGAUUUGAGAAACCAUAGAACAGCAUAUAUAGCCCACAAAAUCUACUGUUUGUGAAUUGAAAUGGGUCAAAGUCAUUUAUGAUGUCAGCAUGAACUCAAAUAGCUUUAAUGAUGUGCAAUUCACACAAAGCUAUCGAUGUCUUCAUAUCAAAUUCACAAUCGAAAUUAGUGAUGGUCUGUUACAACGUCUUUGUAUGUGUCUAAGACUCUAACUAAAGGAGCUUUUGAGUUACUACCGGAAAAAGGACCUUUUGACUAGAAUCACAACAGUGUGACUACAUGGAAGUAGGACCUUUAGAGGCUCAGGGCGCCACAGCAGGCUCAAGUGCAUGCCUCCCCAGCGGAGCAGACCCUCUGGUCGAGAACAUGAUCAGGAGGAUUGCAGACAGUGAGGCACGGAUUAAGAACCAGUCGCGUGAUGAGCCAGACCUCACCACUCAGCAGAAGAUGGACAUUGUGCGAGACAUCCUGGAAAAGUCUCACCUGACUUUCCUGGAGAGGUUCUGGAAGUACCUGGCAGAAGAGGAUCUGGAGUAUUUCCAGAGGAUGCAGAACUGUUAUGAACUGGACUUCUACAUGAAGGAGAUAAGGAAAAGGUUGGACAAUGCCAAGAAAAAGACUGGGGUGAAAAACAGAAGGUAUGAAGCCAUGCAGAGAAUGCUGCAGGAUGGGUCCUACUUUAGUGAGGAGGAGAUGAGACAGAGAGACCCACUGCUGUAUGAACAGCACAUCGGACAGUUCCUGGACCCUGAAGAGAAGAACGAGAGGCCAGCUGAUCCCGACAUGUCGUUAUCACAACUGAUCAUGGGACAGAUAGAGGAGAAGAUAAUCGAGAGCAAGCUUGCCUGGCAGUUGGAAAGGGAGGAUGACAUGUUUGAGGAGGAGGAGGAUAGUGAGGAGGAAGAGGAAGAUCAGGAAGACAAUGAAGAUGCAGGUGGCAGUGGUGAGCAGGUCCCAUCUGUGGCAGAACAGGCCAUCCUGCGAGCAGAGUUCCUCCACACCAUGCAGGAGAGGUUCCUUCAAGGAGACGAUGAAGAAUUUGACUACAGCACUGUGGAUGACAAUGCAGAGUAUGACAAUGUGGUGCUGCGUGGUCAGGAUGAGGAGGAGAGGUACUUUGAUGAUGAAGAGCCGUGUGAUGUAGAAGACAUGGAUGAAGAUGAUGGUGCUUGUGUUGUCACAUCAGGGUCCAGGAGUAUGGACCAGGGGACAGAAAAGGCUCAAGUAAAGGACAGAAGUGUUGAAGGUACAGAGUCACAGGAGACGGGUGAUAUGGAUGAGAGAUAAAAGAAGUGCUUUUUUUCUUUCAAGAGAUCUUUAACUUCAAGAGUAUAUCACGAGUCUCUUGACCCCCAUAAGGAACUGAGCAAACCUGUAUAUACUGGUACAUCAUUGGGAACUAAGAGCCACAGCGCGUAUGAUGUGUAACGUUACGUGAUAGUACCUUGGAUUAAAAGAAUCUUAUCUCUC
Messenger RNA from Branchiostoma floridae (Florida lancelet), 1489 nucleotides. RefSeq names its product coiled-coil domain-containing protein 97-like. NCBI's taxonomy places the organism in Eukaryota, Metazoa, Chordata, Leptocardii, Amphioxiformes, Branchiostomatidae. The record is from RefSeq and is a predicted model, not a curated record. Bases 299 to 1306 code for a protein of 335 amino acids. The transcript has 4 exons.